Molecule: messenger RNA, 2019 nt
Organism: Xyrauchen texanus (razorback sucker)
Lineage: Eukaryota; Metazoa; Chordata; Actinopteri; Cypriniformes; Catostomidae
Product: tumor necrosis factor receptor superfamily member 10B-like
Exons: 9
Coding region: 114-1067 (317 amino acids)
Biological process (GO): TRAIL-activated apoptotic signaling pathway; positive regulation of apoptotic process
Cellular component (GO): cell surface; plasma membrane
Molecular function (GO): protein binding
Source: RefSeq, a predicted model, not a curated record
GAGACAGCAGGUGAGGAAACAAUGAGAAAAGUUGAACAUACAGUAAGACAGACUGGCAGAAGUGGUAGUAAUUGAGUUGGAAAGCAUUUGAAGACAAUCUGGAUCCUUGUGAGAUGGUUGUUACAGUGUUAAUUGUAUGCAUGGUGAUGCUGACAGGUCAUCUGAUGUAUGGCCUCCCUAUGGAUGGUAGAAUCAGAUAUCCGAGAGCCUUGCCAGGAGAUACAUCUUUGUGUCCAGCAGGAUAUUACCUAUCAAAACACAGGUGUGUUCCAUGUUCCCCGGGAUUCUUCACCAGUCAGAAGAACAGAGAAAACAGCUGCCACCGCUGUUUACAGAGCUGCAAACCUCACUUCAAUAAGGAGGUGGUAAAGGAGUGCACAAACACAUCAGAUGUACAGUGUCGCUGCCGGGAUGGUUUCAUUUGUACAGGCCAAGAUAUAUUCACAGGCCACUGUCGCACUUGUGAGCCGAUCACAGCAUCCACCCCAGACCAGUCCUCCACCUCCGUUAAAUUCCCCUCUGUCACCAUUUCAACCACUCGCCCACAUGACCCAAAGAGACGGCUGGGAGUUUUGGUUUGGAUUUUAUUUGGACUUAUAUCAGUAAUGUUAUCCAUCGUUUUCCUUGCCAUCUUCCUCCGACUCUGCAGAAAGAAAGAGAAGGAAUGCUUUAAGCAAUUUGUCAGAAAAUGCUCAUUGGUUAAUCUAGAGAUGCAGAGUGAGACCACGCCUCCUCCAAACCAACCAAUUGAGCAGCCUCAUGCCCAUAACACAGAUGGCUCUUUUCAUCAACCAACCAGCUCUGAACAGGCUGUGCCUCGACCUGGCAAUUUAGGCCCUCUCCACAUCUACGGUCCCCAGACAGUUUUUGUUAGUUUGCUCAACCAGUUUGGAUGGGAUGGAGGAGAGAAAAAAACACAUGAACUCCAGAAAGAAACUAUAAAUCACCCUCAGUCUCCCCCAGCCCAUCUAUCUGAGGAGGAAGGAAGUAGAGAGAAUGAUUUCUUCAUCUUCCCUUCUCAAGAGCAAGGGAAAGAGUGCCAUAUUUCUAAAGAAGAGGUGCUGUGAGAGAUUAUGGAAGUUCCUUCUGAACUGGUGAACUACUGUGUGUGUGUUUUAUUUUUAACUGAUGCUUCAUGAGUAGCCAGUAUUAAAACUCUAACCCUGGCAGGGGAUUUAAUCUAGAGAGCAGGAGGCUGGAUUAGGUAACACAGACAGUAUGGAUGAGACUUGCAUUCAUGCAACUUUGAAAUAUCACCCAUAACUUCAUGCUUAACUGUUUCUAAAAGACCAGACUUGCAGGCUUGACCUUAUUGGAUGUUGUUGAUGAUAACAUGAAGAAUCAAGAUCAAAGCUUCCAGGUUGCUUCUGGUCUUUCACGUCAUGAUGACUUAAUAACCCACGGGCCCAAAUCUAUAUCUCAGCCAAAUAUAAAUAUUUGUUGAAGAGUUUGAAGGCAAAGAUCAGGCAUAAGACACUUGGAAGACCUAAGAGAUACUGUAUAUACUGUAACAUGUAUUAGCUAUUUAUGUUAAAUAAAGUCCAAUACAAUAGUGAUGUCAAUAACUGCACCCUGCUGAAAAGCUUAGGACAGCAUCUUGAGAUUUAACAUUUGCUGUUAUUAAAUAGUAUGUUUUUAUUUAUUCUAAGCCGUUAUUAAAAUUAUAAUAAUUUGUUAUCAUUGUACUGACAGUUUUUUGCUCUCACGCAGUUUCUCAGUCUUUUAUCACGUUAAGUCCCUGAUGGUUAAUGAUGUCAGGGUUCUUCCUCUUUUCUUUGUUAUUUCUGUGGUACACUUUUGAAAUAUGCCAUCAAAAAAACAUUUGAUGACAUUUUGAUGGUGGUCUGGAAAUGUCAACAUUGUUCCUUAUUGAGUUCAAUACACAAGCAACUCAAGCACAACUCAGGAACACACAAAGCUAUAUGUGUUAUCAUGUUAAUAUGUUUUAUAUUCACAGGAAUACAAAUUCUUACAGCUGGUAUUGAUUGUAAAGUGCAAUAGCAUCAAUAAAAGUUUAUU